UGUUGACGUCAGUCUAAAUAAAUACGCUUUUCACAUACAACUAUUGAAUUACUUUACUUUUAUAUACAUAUAUUCGUAUUAAUUUCAUGUUAUAACAAGAAUUUAUUUAUGACAUACAAUACAACCAAUGAGAAUCAUUCAAACUUUAAGCGUUGUGAUUGGUUAACACAAUGAUUUCAUGUACUCAUUUAGAAAAGUUAACCUGGGUUGAUAACACUUUUAUUGAGAGAAACUUAACAAUGAGUGGCUCGAAACACAGUGAUGCCAUCGAUUCAUCCAAGCUCACCGGCGACUCGAGAAUAUUUGUGGAAGUUUUUAACGCUUUGGACACAAAUAAUGAUGGUCAUGUUUGUUAUGAAGAAUUGAGAACCGGUUUGAAAAGCUGUGGUUUUUCAGAUGGAAUAAUAGAAGAAGUAAUGUGUCUUCUGGACUCGAAUAAAGACGGAAAAAUCACUUUAGAUGAAUUCUUAAAGGCACUUGAAUGCAUUACUGAAUAAGAAAAAUUCAACUUUCAUCUGAAAUGUGUGUAUACCAAUGACAAGAUAAGAUAAAUAAAUAAUGAUUGCUUUUGGGAUUUAUGUUGCAUUAAUCACGUUGUUAAACUCGAAGAUGACUAUGUUUAACUAUUUUUCUUAAUAAACAAUCUUAUGUAGACAGUGAAA
Molecule: messenger RNA, 662 nt
Organism: Trichobilharzia regenti
Lineage: Eukaryota; Metazoa; Platyhelminthes; Trematoda; Strigeidida; Schistosomatidae
Source: the annotation of a GenBank genome assembly